Molecule: messenger RNA, 584 nt
Organism: Cheilinus undulatus (humphead wrasse)
Lineage: Eukaryota; Metazoa; Chordata; Actinopteri; Labriformes; Labridae
Product: cytochrome c oxidase subunit 5B, mitochondrial-like
Exons: 4
Coding region: 46-450 (134 amino acids)
Biological process (GO): mitochondrial electron transport, cytochrome c to oxygen
Cellular component (GO): mitochondrial envelope
Source: RefSeq, a predicted model, not a curated record
UCGCGUCAGGUCACCGUCUAUAAAAUUACCUGAAAGUGAGACAACAUGGCGGCGCGUGCACUUCUUCUCGGGGCUGUGACAGCAACCAGGGCGACUGCAGCAACUUUUCAUCUGAGGAGCAACGCUGCUGCUCGGUCGUUUCCCCGUUUCCUGUCUGCAGGAAGAGGGAUCCCGACUGAUGAUGAGCAGGCGACUGGACUGGAGCGCCGUGCUCUGCAGGCAUUCAAAAAGGGAAUGGACCCAUACAGCAUCCUGAAGCCAAAACAGUAUGCAGGAACCAAAGAGGACCCUCACAUUGUCCCGUCUAUUGGGAACAAGCGCCUGGUGGGCUGUCUCUGUGAGGAGGACAACACCGCCAUCGUCUGGUUCUGGCUCCACGAAGGCGGCGCUCAGCGAUGUCCUUCCUGUGGCUCGCAUUAUAAACUCAUCCAUCACGAGCUGCCUCACUGAAGAUCCACACUGAAGACAAAUACCGCCCUCUGGUGGCCACAUACUGUACAUUGAAGACAAAGACCACCCUCUGGUGGUCACGAUUCUACUGCAUGGUUAUUAACAUGUAGUUUAUCAUUAAAAUGUUGACUGAA